AUGCGGCCACUGACUCCAGAAGAAACUGGCACGUUUUUUGAGAAAUUAUCAAAAUACAUCGGGGAAAACAUCAAGCUGCUGAUUGACCGACCCGAUGGCACAUACUGUUUUAGGCUGCACAGAGAUCGAGUGUAUUAUUUGAGCGAGGAGUUGCUGAAGAUCGGCAGUUCUGCAGCUCGUGAUAAUUUGUUGAGCAUUGGUUCUUGUUUUGGGAAGUUCACCAAAUCUGGCAAGUUCCACCUCCAUGUCACAGCUCUAGAUUAUCUGGCACCGUCAGCUAAGCACAAGGUUUGGCUGAAGUCAAGCGCCGAGCAGCAGUUCCUGUAUGGCCACCAUGUGAUGAAAUCUGGCCUGGGUCGAAUAACAGAGGGAACAGAACAAUAUCAGGGUGUCAUUGUCUACAACAUGAAUGAUCUGCCCUUGGGGUUUGGAGUGGCAGCGAAAUCAACACUGGCAAUCAGAAACUGCGACCCGAUGACUAUUGUGGUGUUUCACCAAGGAGAUACCGGAGAGUAUAUUAGAAAUGAGGAGUUUUUGACGUGA
Messenger RNA from Candidula unifasciata, 543 nucleotides. The record is from the annotation of a GenBank genome assembly. NCBI's taxonomy places the organism in Eukaryota, Metazoa, Mollusca, Gastropoda, Stylommatophora, Geomitridae.